AUGGUUCCCGCCCCUAUUGAUCCAUCUAUUACGGACGUGGCGGAGCCGCGAAAGGACUCUCUCCGACUUCCUGAGAGCACGAAGACGAGACUUGAAAAGGCGGGUGUUGAUUUAUCCAACGGAUACCCCUACCGUCCCUCGCGGCCACUGUUUCUGGACGAUGCGUACAACAUCCGCAACAAGGAGCGGGAGUACAUCGAUGCCGGCUCAAGGGCAGACAAGUCCAAGAAGAACCUGCUAGGUGCAGCGACAAAGGUCACCGACUUGACGGCCCACAUUGGCACGGAGAUCGAGGGUCUGCAACUGAAAGACCUCACCACGGAGCAGAAGGACGAGCUUGCACUUUUGAUCGCCGAGCGCAGCGUCGUUUUCUUCAGGGACCAAGACCUUUCCCCCCAGCAGCAGAAAGAGUUGGGCGCCUACUUUGGAGAAGUCGAGGUUCAUCCCCAAGUCCCUCAAGUCCCCGGUGUGCUCGGCGUCUCGGUCAUCUGGCCUGACUUGAUGGCCACCGAGAGGAAACCCAACUUCCGCAACCCGGGCGGUGCGUCGAGAUGGCACACCGAUCUGGUUCACGAGAGACAGCCCGCUGGCAUCACCCACUUGCACAACGACACCGUCCCGCCCGUCGGAGGUGACACCCUGUGGGCUAGCGGCUACUCAGCUUAUGAAAAGCUUUCCCCCGACUUUCGCAAAAUCAUUGACGGCAAGUACGCCAUCUAUAAGUCUGCCCACACUUACCUCGAACGCAACGCCCCCGAGGACGGUCCCAAACAUAUUGAGCGAGCUCACCCUCUUGUCCGCGUGCACCCUGCCACUAAAUGGAAGUCACUGUAUGUGAAUCGUUCGUAUACCACACAAAUUAUCGGCCUCGACAAGGCGGAGAGUGACGUAAUUCUCAACUACCUGUUUGACGUCUACGAGAGGAGUGUUGAUAUCCAGGUCCGGUUCAAGUGGACCCCCAACACCAGCGCCCUAUGGGACAAUAGAAUCACGAUCCAUAACGCGAGCUGGGACUAUGAAGGGAACCACCCCCGCCACGGAACGCGUGUGACGUCCUUGGCGGAGAAGCCAUACUUUGAACCCGAUGCGCCCACACGCCGUGAGGCUUUGGGCUUGCUGAGCGCCGAUGAGAAGGAGGAGCUUGGCAUUGAUGGUACCACGCGGGGGCUCAGGGAUUUCUCUCUGUAG
Molecule: messenger RNA, 1188 nt
Organism: Colletotrichum graminicola M1.001
Lineage: Eukaryota; Fungi; Ascomycota; Sordariomycetes; Glomerellales; Glomerellaceae
Product: TfdA family Taurine catabolism dioxygenase TauD
Exons: 3
Coding region: 1-1188 (395 amino acids)
Cellular component (GO): cytoplasm
Molecular function (GO): 2-oxoglutarate-dependent dioxygenase activity
Source: RefSeq, a predicted model, not a curated record